Messenger RNA from Spodoptera frugiperda (fall armyworm), 898 nucleotides. RefSeq names its product mitochondrial inner membrane protease subunit 1. Gene Ontology annotation, molecular function: serine-type endopeptidase activity. The transcript has 2 exons. The record is from RefSeq and is a predicted model, not a curated record. Gene Ontology annotation, cellular component: membrane; mitochondrial inner membrane peptidase complex. Bases 185 to 649 code for a protein of 154 amino acids. NCBI's taxonomy places the organism in Eukaryota, Metazoa, Arthropoda, Insecta, Lepidoptera, Noctuidae.
AGUAGUAUUUUGAUCCUUUGUCAAAUUGUCAAUGUCACCGUAUCAAAAGCGAUUCUACUAUAUAAUAUUUAAUUCGUAAUGUUUUCUUGAUUAAAUAGCUACUAGCUAGUUUAAGUUCGCAUAAAGCAAUGGCAAUUUUGUUGGGAUCUUAAUAUUACCUGUUUUGAAAACAUAACCUUGAAAUAUGGCCUUCACGAGAAUAAUUGGUAAAACCUGUGGCUUUAUAGGAUAUGCUUUACAAACGGCCUGUAUUACACACUGCACUUUUGAGUACGUCGGAGACUUCGUUAUGUGCUCUGGUCCAUCAAUGGAACCCACUCUCCAAACAAACAACGUACUAUUCACUGAACACGUAUCUCCGCGGUUGCAACGACUGCGGCGCGGGGAUAUAGUAAUAUGUCGGAGCCCUUCUAACCCUAAACAGAAUAUUUGUAAAAGGAUAACUGGUCUUCCAGGUGACCGUGUUCGAGGUAACUUUCCCAGACGUAACCAAGUAGUUCCUAGAGGCCAUGUGUGGUUAGAAGGGGAUAAUUCCAGUAACUCCGCAGACUCUAGAACUUAUGGCCCUGUUCCCGAAGGCCUCAUUAGGAGUAGAGUUGUUUGUCGUGUUUGGCCACUAGAUAAAAUCUCGCUAAUGUCCCAAUAUUGAACACUUAAGUACUAGGAGACCAGUGAUAUUGAACCAGAGAUAAGGUUUUGAUGCUAAGCGCCCAAGUGAUGUAGUUAAAGCUUGUGUUUACAAAUGGUAAUGACAUUUUUUUUUCAUUUAAAUAUAGUGCACAGAGUGUAUUGAUUUUUAUUUUUGCCUAGUUAUUAGGUGAUGAAAUAAAACAAAAUUGUAAAUGUAAAUACUAUAUGUAUUUGUUACAAAAAUAAAUAAAUAAUUUUAUUUAGUCAA